AUGAUUACAAGAAAGCGUGCCAAAGAAAACGCUGAUGAUCAUCUUAUUGUUGAUUCAUCAACAGAUGAUGAUGAGACUGUAAAGAAGAGCACUCGUAUUCCGAAAAAGAAGGUAAAAAAGACAACAGAAGAACGAAUCAAAGAAGUUGCAGGAGAUUCACAAGAUAACGAUGAUGAAAUGGUGGACGAUGAAGUUGGUGAAUCUGGUAAAAUCAAUACGAAACGUUUAUUGGAUGUCAGAAGUAAAAGGGCAAAGAGAUUGGAUUUUGAACAAGGGUUUUUCUAUUUACCAAAAUUUGAUUGUUACUUACCUAGACCUGUUCUUCAUAUGAUUAUGGGAUAUAUUCCUCCAUUUCCAUACUUUUUGAAUAUUAGAAGUAUUUCACAACAAUGGUUAGAUGAAUUUGACACUGAACUUUGUCAAAAAGUAAAGGAGCUAGAUUUGAUUCAAAGAUACGAUAUUAAUGAUGAAAAAAUCAAAUACAAAUAUCCGUGGUAUGAUGAGAAUACUACCACUAUUAGAAACAAUGACAGUAUAAGAUUCUUGGCUUUAUUAUUCCCAAAUGUUGAAAAAUUAAUGGUGCCAGCUAUUGGAUAUUCCAAUGUUAGACUUCCACCCAAUGUUUUGAGACUUUUCUCCAAAUUACAAACUAUGGAGAUAUUUUACCUUUUACCAAUUGCACUUGAUCCCACCAAGAAUAUUGAAAGAAGAGCUGCUAUUACUUACAAACAAGAAAUUACAGAUAUUCAAUCAAUUACCAAUAAUAGAUACUUAACGCAAUUCAGUUCUAUCAUUAGAGAGAAUGAUGAUAACUCCAACCUAGUAGCAACAAAUGUACUUGUUCCAGAAAAUGUUGUUUCUUUAUUCACCUAUCUUGUUGAGAAUGAACACUUUUCUCUAAGGAGAUUGGAUAUUCUCUCACUACCAAAAAUUCUCUACAGCAAAGAAUUAAUUACUUUCAUUUUACAACAUACUGAAAAACAAGUCAACCAAGGUUAUGGCUAUCCAGAAUUUUAUUCAGACUCAAAUAUCAUUCACAUUACCAAUGAUGAAGUUCUUGAUCAUAUGGCAGAGAACCAAUUUUUCAAAAAUGUUCUCUCUCCAAAAUUAAUCUACCAUUGGAAAUUUAUUUCUCAUUUAUUAUCAGAAUUAUCAAAGGUAAAAACAUGUAAAAUUCUAUUUGAACAGUCAGAGUUACCACUUGUAUUUGAUGGUGAAAUUAAUCCACUACUAUGGAUUAUUAAGAAUAAUAACUCAUCCCAACUGCCAGAUAUCAUUGAAUUCUUAUUUACUUUGAAUCCAUCUCUUGUUACAUUAGGUGAUGCGAAUGGUGUUGUGAAUGGGGAUGAAAAGAAUAUGAAUAUUCUGCACUUGUAUAUUACAACUUGUAAAACUAUUGAGGAGAGAGUUGUUUCUUCACUGAUCAAUAUUGGUUGUAAUAUCAAGUAUGUUUGUCCAACAACAGGAAAUAACUUGAUUCAUAUUCAUCCAUGCUCUCCAUAUGCCUUUGCAAAAGCCUACCAAAAAUUUGGUUUAUCCAUUAAUGAUGUAAAAUUUGAAAAAAAUUGGAACUUAUUGCACAAGUUAAUCAAUUUAACCAAAGCUAGUGGCAUUGCUUGCCUGUUAAUUACACACGGAGUGGAUGCCAAUUUAGUUGAUGAAGAUGGUAAUCUUCCCCUUAUUUAUUUUUUAAAAGAAAAAAUUCAUUCUGAUGAAGAUUUCAUAGCCUUAAUGAAUUCAAUUUCAGAAGAAACGUUGACAAAGCGUUACAAUUCCAAAUCAUUACUUGCUAUUGUUAUUGAAAUGUUUGAUCCAACAAGUUUGACUGCAUUUUUUAGGGAUGAACUUGAUUCAUCAUAUGCAAUUCUACAACUUAUUGCAAAUCUUCUUUCAAGAGGAUGUAAAUUGAAUGAAGCGCUCUCAGAGCUAUCAACAACACUUUAUGAAAAAGAUAAUCUCGAUUUCAACAAGUCAAUUUUCUUGAUGAAAUUGAUUUUUUCCAUGACAAAUCAAACAGAAGUUGUGGAAAAGAUCUUAAAGUAUUUGGAAAAUCUUGAGGAGGCUCUCAUCAAACCACAAACCUUUUCAAAUUGCAAAAUUUCACCUCUAAUGUUUUUGCUUUUUUUAUGGGGAGAUAGCUAUAAAAAAGCUGAAUUUUACAGAGCCUUCUACUCUGAUAAGCCACUGUUCUCUCCAAAGUUACUGGAGAAUAUUAUUGACAUACCUAAUAAGAAAAUUGAUUCAUUAUUUUUUGCAAUCGCCACAUCUGGCGCUAGACAAAUAAGUUGGGAAUAUUUGGAAGGAAUUUUAGGGUUUGAACAUGAAAAAAGUGGAUGGAGCAAUACAACAAGCAAGCAUUCCGAUUUCUUAAGAUAUUUUGAAAAGUACAGAUAUCAUGAUGAAGCAUUUGGACCUAUCAAUAUAAUUCAAAUUGCAAAAUUAAUGGCAUCAGAUGCAGUACUAGGUCAAAUACUUUACCUCGACAACUCUAAUCAAGUAUUAAAUGCGCUUGGAAAUGAGACUUUCCAAAAUAGUGAAUCAAUUUUAGAACAAAUUGCAAAGAGUAGAUCAUUGAAUAUUGGAAACUUGUUUAUUGACCGUUUUAAUAAUCCAAAUACGGUAGAAUGGACACCCAAACACUUCAGAGCAGCAUUUGAACAUGACAAUUUUCAUACUUGUUAUGAAAUCAUCAGUUGUGAUAAGUACAAACAUGAUUUCACAAAUGAAGAGAUAGUACAAAUAUUGAUUGGAUCGAAAUGUAGUGAUCAAGUAGGGUUGUUACAAACCAAAAUUAACGGAUUGACUUUUAAGGAAAAGUUCAAGCUUUUUAGUACACGUUUCAAUAUCAUUUUUACAAAAAAUCACAACAUUCACAAUGUUCCUUGGAAAAAAACACAAUCAUGGGGAUAUUAUUUAAAUCAAUUAAUAGAAAGGGCAAAUAAUUUACCUUUAAUAGAUCGAGACACAGAAGAACUAAAUCUAAGUUUAUUGGAUGUUUGUUUAAUUGAUGGUUUAAUGUUCCCAUAUCUUUAUGCUAUCCUUGAUAGUGCAGCAGGAAGAAAGAGGAAGAAAAUUACAAUAGAUUCAAAAUUAAGCCAAGACCUAUUAAUCAAUUGGUUGACUUCCAAAAACACAGAAGGAAGAACUGUUCUUCAUAUGAUAUGCCAAAAUUGUAAUUCUGAAAAUUAUGAUACCAAAUCUGAUAUGCUCAACGAUUUAAUCAAGUACAUUUCCUCUCACAACAGAAACGAUAUUUUCAACUUGCAAGACAAUGAAGGCAAAACUCCACUCUUUCAUGCUGUAGAAUCUGGCAAUUUUAUUGAAACAUUUUUGACAGUUUCUGAUAUUUCCAUACAGAAUAAUAAGGGAGAGAAGAUUCAAGAUAUCCUAAAUGAAGAACAGAAGGUAUUAUUUGCUCCUUAUUUGCAAGUUAAAAAACCAACCACAACCUCAAAAUCUUCCAAUAGAAGAAAGAAAAACCAAAGUGAGGAUGAAAACAGAGCAAGUAGUAGUGAGGAUGAAGGUAAAUCCAAGAAGAAAACCGCAACCAGAACAGCAAGAAGGAAGAGAAAAUAA
Molecule: messenger RNA, 3576 nt
Organism: Naegleria gruberi
Lineage: Eukaryota; Heterolobosea; Eutetramitea; Acrasida; Naegleriidae
Exons: 3
Coding region: 1-3576 (1191 amino acids)
Source: RefSeq, a predicted model, not a curated record